AUGGAAGUACUGUCGCCUGCGGCCCCUACCAAUGGGACUUCUGAUCAAGCGAUCCUGGAGCCGGCGGUCGAUCCCAUUGUCGUUCUCGAACACAUCGCCAACCUAAUAGAGACAACACUCGGUGCCGCAAGAAGAGAACUGGAAGCAGUUGGCAGUUUACUGUCCAAAUCCAACCAUGCCGAAUCCCUCUAUCAAUGUGCCCGGUUUGCAAAUGAGCCCCAGAUCACGACUUUAUUUGCUCGGAAGGACAUCAGAGAGGAGAUGGUCAAUGGCCACGAUGAUACCCCAAAAAUUGAACAUGUCUUUACACUCUCGGCCGAACUCUCCCCUACCGAGACAACGGUUGCGUCCCUAGCCUUCCUUAAACUAUCUGGUCCUCUCGAUGCACGCAAACCGAUCGCGACCCAAAUACAAGUCUCCAAUCUUCCCGGAUCAUACGCUGUCAAUAACGACGAAAAUAGGCAUAUCGAUAAAGCCUCUCCUUACGAUGUUGUCUAUUCACUCUUACACAACGUCCUUAGCCCCUACUUUGAAGCGUACACCCGAACACAAGACUCAAGCAAUCGGAACUGGUACGAUGCCCAGGCAAAGAGCGGAGUGCCAGGAGCGAGGAGGAGGAUUGCGGAGUUGGAAAUGAGCCUUCUGCAUUUGGCACAGAACACAGAUAUCCCUUUGGUUCGCCUCAGCAUGCAUGAGAUAGUGAACAUGGCUCUUCAAGAGGCUAGUUCACAUGGAAGGACUGCGUCUUUGCAGGAUAUUCCAGGUCAUGUUCUUGAAGACACCACAGUCCAGAAUAGUCUGCAGGCUCACGUCAAUGGGUGGAUCAAAUCGAUUCAGGAGGUCACCAAACGAACCAAGGAUCCGGCUUCAAAUUCGGCUCGACAAGAAAUCAAUUUGUGGUUGUCAUUAGAGUCAGCAUUGAACAGAUUGGCAUCUGAGAUAAAUUCCGAAGGCGUCAAACUGACUUUCGAUAUCCUCAAGAAAGCGAAACGACAGCAGGUUCUCAUAAGUUUCGAUACGGACACUGGCCUCAAAGAUGCAGUCGAAACCGUACGGAACUACAACAAUCUGAUGCGAGACUUCCCACUCGACGAGCUAUCUUCUGCAGUAUCCCUAUCCAAAGUGGCAGAUGCGCUAUCCCAAAUUUUCACGCAUCUGAACAGAAAAUGGAGAGUCUGCAACUACCCUAUCAGACGGGCACUGAAACUUGUGGAGGGUAUUUCAGAAGAUAUGGACGGUCAAAUACACCAUCUUUUGCAAGGUCGUUCGAUAAUGUCCCUUCCAUGGCCCGAAUUUGAAGAACUUAUGGGAUCUGUCAACAUCAUCUGGGAUACAUGGGACGAACAGAUCAAGUCUUUCACCGCCGUAGCACGAGAAAUCACCAAGCGGAAGAAUACCGAGUUCGUGCCCGUGAAAGUCAACCCACGACAUUCCCAGACACAGGACCGCCUGCGAUAUAUCCAGAAGUUUCGAAAUGAACACGAGCAAUUGCAAAAGACUAUCAUUAAUGUUCUUGGCUCGAAAUCCGGAGCCAAUGGUCUGUCCCGCGCCGAAGACAGUGGAGCUGCGAUCAUUGAAGAGUUGGGAGGUGCUGAUGCGAUCGAAGAGGUAGCCAACGCUUAUAACAUCGUGCGUCACGUCGACGUCCUGGAUGUAUCCGAGAAAGGAACUGCAGUGUGGGCACAAGCCGAAGCUGAGUACACAGAGAGAACUUCUCGAGUGGAGGAUUCAAUUAUAGCACGCCUCCGUGAUCGUCUGGGAAAAGCCAAGACCGCAAAUGAGAUGUUUCGUGUCUUCGAGAAGUUCAACGCACUGUUAGUGAGGCAAAAAGUCCGCGGUGCAAUUGCCGCGUAUCAAACUCAGCUUCUGGACAACGUCAAGAAUGCUAUUGCUGCGCUGCAUGAACGCUUCAAGCAACAAUAUGGUGGAUCGGAAGCCCAAAUGAUGGCUCAGUUACGCGAUAUCCCUCCAGUAGCUGGUGCCAUUCUGUGGGUUCGCCAGAUUGAGGCCCAGCUUGACAGCUACAUGUCUAAAGUACAAGCUGUCUUGGGCGAAGACUGGACUUUACAUGCAGAUGGUCAGAAAUUACAAGCUGAAAGCAACAUGUUCCGAAAGAAGCUGACAACGCGAGACAUCUACGAGGCAUGGUUGUACGAUAUUCAGUCUCGAGAGAUCUCUGUUACUGGAAGACUAUUUUCAAUCGCUCGGAGUAGGGGCACAAAUACUGCCCUGGAACUCAUUGUUCACUUCGACAAUCAUGCGAUAUCUCUGUUCAAAGAGGUCAGAAAUCUAACAUGGUUGAAUUUCCAAAUACCGCAUCGAAUUUCUACCACAGCCAAACAAGCUCAAAGAGUGUAUCCUUAUGCCCUCAGUCUCAUGGAAAGUGUAGCAGGCUAUUUCUCAGCGGUCAGAGCCAUCUCGGACAUGCCCAACAUGGCACCACUGUUGGCAGGGCAUCAGAAGGAGGUCCAGCGUCUCUUUGAGAAAGGAAUACCUCUGAAAUGGGACUCCUUUAUUCAUUCAUAUGAGUUGCAUAUCAAGUCAAAAUCUGCAACAUCAGAGUCAGCUCAUGUACAAUAUGUACGGGAUUUGGCGUCUGCUGUGACAACUUUACAGAACAAGACUGCAACAGUUUAUGAAUUGGACCAGAGCAUCCAGCUAGCUUUGGCUGAAGUCAAGACAUGCCCAUAUUCAACAAAAUCCUUUCAAUCCCAGAUGGACCUAAUCCAGAUUGCUGUCGACAAGAUGAACCUGGAAAACUACGCAAACCUUCCUGCCUGGGUCUCGCAACUGAACUCACAGCUGGAUGAGAUUUUUGUUUCUCGGCUUCACCAUGCGCUUAAGCAUUGGACCAACUCCUUCAUUUCGUCUGAUGGGCAAGAAGGCAUGGUGUCAUCCAUUGAACCUGGAGAGGAAGCCGUGCUUAACGUCCAUUUCGCUCCAACGCAGAUCGAGAUCAUGAUGAACAACCAAACUGUCUUUGUAGAUCCUCCUUUGAAUUUCGUUAAAUCCACCUGGCUUAAGCAGCUCGAAGACUGGCUCGAUGUUCUUUGCCAUCUACCACGCAUCAGAGCUUCGCGCUAUCAGCUGACUGCAGCAGCAGGUAUGGUGGAGGCCACUCCCUUGUUCGAGGGCCUUCCUCUGCAAAACGUAGAAGCUUUGCAGGCUGCAUACACGGCCAUUGACACGAAAGUUGCUGAAAUGUCAGCCUACCUGGAAGAGUGGUACACAUAUCAGAAUCUGUGGGAUCUGCGAAGCGAGCAAUUGCAUGAGGAGCUUGGCGAUGAUCUUGCCCAAUGGCAUCAACUAUUGCAAGAAGUCCGCCAUGCCCGUACCACAUUCGACACUUCCGAAGGGCGCAAGACAUUUGGCUCCGUGACCUUUGACUAUGAGCAAGUACAGUCGAAGAUCACACAGAAAUACGACCAGUGGCAACACGAAGUAACCAGCAAAUUUGGUGGUAUUCUCGGCAAUCGUAUGGCAGAAGUGUUCACAGAUAUGAAGCGAGCACGACUGGAACUCGAGAAUCAAUCUCUCGAGACACAUUCAACUGCCCAGGCUGUUGCUUUUAUUACCACGGUUCAACAGUGCAGACGAGAUGCCGCAUUAUGGGGUCCUGAAGUUGAGAUCUUCCGACAAGGACAAACCACUCUUUCAAGACAACGUUAUAAUUUCGCGAGCGACUGGCUUUCUGCAAAUCAAGUCAGUGACGAGUGGGAUUCGUUCGAGGACAUCCUAAACCGAAAGAGCAAAAUUGUCGAAGACCAGACUGAAGCCUUACGAGCCAAUAUCAUCGCUGAGGAUAAAUUGAUUAGUGGUCGUAUCGCCGAUAUUGUUGCCCAAUGGUCUGAAGAGAAGCCAGUCUCAGGCUCAAUAGCCCCAGCUGAGGCUGCCGAACUCCUUCGUAGCUUUCAAGGUCGCAUGGAGAAGCUCCAAGGCGAAGCUGAAACCGUGUCCAAAGCCCGAGAAGCACUUUCACUACCUCUAAGUCGGAAUGAAGGCUUGACAACAGCGAUGGAGGAAGUAGGCGAUUUCAUGGCUGUGUGGACUGCCCUCUCAACUAUUUGGCAGAGCGUCGAUGAGCUCCGAGAUACUCCGUGGGCAAGUCUACAGCCUCGAAAACUUCGACAAUCACUCGAUGGCUUAGUGAAAAUGACCAAGGAGAUGCCCAGCAGAAUGCGACAAUAUGCGGCAUUCGAAUAUGUGCAAAAUGCGCUCAAGCAAAUGAUCAAGACAAACGCUCUUCUAGGCGAUUUGAAGUCGGACGCAAUCCGUGAACGUCACUGGCUCAAGAUCUACAAAGCACUGAAACCUCACAAACGAUAUUCGGAAGUUUCCAUGACCCUUGGAGAUGUUUGGGAUCUUCAGCUGGCAACAAGCGAGGCUACGAUCCGAGAAAUCAUUACCCAAGCACGUGGCGAACUCGCCCUGGAAGAAUUUGUGCGCCAGGUGCGUGAUACAUGGCAGAGCUAUCCUCUCGAACUGGUCAACUAUCAGAACAAGUGCCGUCUCAUUCGUGGGUGGGACGACCUUUUCACUAAAUGCAGUGAGAAUCUCAAUUCUCUCCAAGCCAUGCGACAUUCACCUUAUUACAAAGAGUUUGAGGAUGAAGCGUCUGCUUGGGAAGACAAGCUCAAUCGUGUACAUGUCUUGUUCGACGUCUGGAUAGAUGUUCAACGUCAGUGGGUCUACCUAGAAGGAGUCUUCACAGGAAACAACGAUAUCAAGCACUUGUUACCGACCGAGUCUAGCCGAUUCUCAAACAUCAAUACCGAAUUUUCUGCUGUGAUGAAGAAAGUAUACAAGUCUCCUUUCGUCAUGGAUGUGCUUUCAAUUCCUGGAGUACAGAAGUCUCUAGAACGAUUGGCAGAGCUCUUAAGCAAGAUUCAGAAAGCACUUGGUGAAUACUUGGAGCGCGAGCGGGUCUCGUUUCCUCGAUUUUACUUCGUUGGUGAUGAAGAUUUGCUUGAGAUCAUCGGCAACAGCAAUGACAGCACUCGUGUGGCAAAACACUUCAAGAAAAUGUUCGCUGGCAUUUCUGGUGCGGUCGUGACCGAAGACAGUACGAUAACCGCUAUCACAUCGAAAGAGGGCGAAAAUGUCGUUCUGAAGAAGGAGAUCUCUCUCAUCAAGCUGCCCAAGAUUAAUGACUGGCUCACUGCUUUAGACAAUAGCAUGAAGCAGACUUUGGCCGAGCUAUUAGCCGAAGCGGCUGUGGCUUUCAGACCAUUAUUCACAUCUCCUGAACUCGAUAAUUCCAAGCUCCACGAGUACAUGACUACAUAUCCAGCGCAGAUCAUGAUACUCGCUUCACAAGUUGUUUGGACCGACCUCGUUCGAGAAUCACUUGAGGAUGCGGGUAAUGGACUUGCUAAAAUCUACGAAUAUGAGGCAAGGCUCCUAGGUUUGUUAGCAGCGAGUGUACUGCAGGACUUGCCAUCGCUCAUGCGCAAGAAAUGUGAACACUUCAUCACCGAAGCUGUGCACCAGCGCGAUGUCAUAACCAAAUUGAUUAAUGCGGAAGCAACCUCACCUGGCCAUUAUAUCUGGCUGUUGCAAAUGCGCUAUUCCUACGACCCGAACGCAGAGCUGAUGUCACGGCUACGUAUCGAGAUGGCCAAUGCUGUACUCGAAUAUGGAUAUGAAUAUCUCGGUGUUCCAGAUCGCCUCGUUAGGACGCCACUGACCGACCGCUGCUUCUUGACUUUGACCCAAGCCUUGUGUCAGAGACUGGGUGGUUCCCCAUAUGGUCCGGCUGGUACUGGUAAAACAGAAUCAGUCAAGGCGCUGGGCCUGCAACUCGGCCGCUUCACCCUGGUUUUCUGCUGUGAUGACACUUUUGAUUUCCAAGCCAUGGGUCGCAUCUUCCUCGGAUUGUGUCAAGUUGGUGCGUGGGGAUGUUUCGACGAGUUCAAUCGGCUUGAGGAGAGAAUUCUGUCUGCAGUAUCUCAACAGAUCCAAAAUAUUCAAAUUGGUCUCAAGCACACCACCAAUGAGCAGAAGGCACAAAUCGAGCUUGUCGGUCGUCGCUUUAAGGUCAAUCCAAAUACUGGCCUCUUCAUCACCAUGAAUCCUGGUUAUGCUGGUCGUUCUAAUUUGCCAGACAAUCUCAAGAAGCUAUUCAGAAGUGUUGCAAUGUCGAAGCCAGAUAAGGAACUAAUCGCUGAAGUCAUGCUCUUCUCCCAGGGAUUCAAGCAAGCCAAACCCAUAUCCUCCCAAGUUGUUCCUUUUUUCGAGCACUGUGCUCGGCGGCUAUCGAAACAACCCCACUAUGACUUCGGACUACGAGCUCUGAAAAGUGUUCUCGUUAGUUCUGGCGGUCUCAAGCGACUUCGAAUGCAGAACGGAGAGCUACCGACUGAAAACGAGCAAGACUUGGAACCUGAGAUCAUUGUCCAAAGUAUUCGAGAAACAGUAUCACCGAAGCUCAUCAAGCGAGAUGUGGAAACGCUUGUAGAAGUUCAGACAGAGGACUUCCCGGGAGUCAACUAUGUUCCAGCCCACCUGGCAGCGCUGACAGAAGCCAUUAAGCAAGUAAUGGAGGAGCAAGGCUUGACGCAAAGUGAAGCCUGGAUGACCAAAAUCCUGCAACUCUACCAAAUUCAAAAUAUUCAUCAUGGUGUCAUGAUGGUAGGACAGUCGGCUUCCGGCAAAUCAACUAUCUGGAGAGUGCUUCUUCAAGCUCUGCAACGAGUAGAGGGCAUAGAGGGCGUUCAUCAUGUCAUCGAUCCCAAGGUCAUGUCGAAAGAAGCCUUGUAUGGCAGCCUUGACAGUACCACCAGAGAGUGGACUGAUGGUUUGUUCACUGGUAUUCUAAGAAAAGUGGUUGACAACCUCCGUGGUGAGGAGAGCAAGCGCCAUUGGAUUGUCUUUGAUGGUGACGUUGAUCCUGAAUGGGUGGAAAAUUUGAACAGUGUACUUGACGACAACAAGUUACUCACCCUUCCGAACGGUGAACGAUUGAAUCUACCUCCUAAUGUCCGCGUGAUGUUUGAGGUUGAGACAUUGAAAUACGCGACACUUGCCACGGUCAGUCGUUGUGGAAUGGUCUGGUUUUCCGACGACACAGUUACGCCCUCAUUGAUGGUCGACCACUAUCUGCAAGCAUUGUCAGUCCGCAAUUUCGAAGACCUCGAUGAUGAGAUUAAGGCCUCAGGGCUUUCCUCUCGUUCCCAGGAGACACAACGACACGUGGUUGAGACGCUACGAGGCCUUAUCACUCGCGAUGACUUCUUACUUCAAGCCUUGGAUGCGGCUACCAAGCACAAACACAUUAUGGAGUUCACCCCUGCCCGUGCCCUUGACAGCCUUUUCAGUCUCCUCGCUAAGGCAUGCCGAACGAUCCUCGAGUACAACGUGUACCAUACUGAAUUUCCACUCGAUCCUGAGCAAAUAGAAGCCUUCGUCUCUAAGAGACUACUUCUCGCUACCGUCUGGAGCUUUGUCGGUGAUGGCAUGCUGACUAUCCGCAAACAAUUUGGCGACUUCAUCAGUAGCAUGACGAACAUCGAAUUGCCUAGUCUGGAUGAGACUAUGUCUCUCAUCGACUAUGAUGUCAGUCUACCACAUGCUCAGUGGGUGCCAUGGCAAUCUCAAGUACCGACAAUUGAUCUCAAUACGCACUCCAUCACUCAAACCGAUGUGAUUAUCCCAACCAUUGAUACCGUCCGUCAUGAGGAUGUUCUUUACUCUUGGCUUUCAGAGCAUAAACCCUUGAUGUUGUGUGGUCCGCCAGGUUCUGGCAAGACAAUGACUCUAUUCAGUGCUCUACGCAAACUCCCAGAUAUGGAAGUUGUUGGUCUCAAUUUCUCCAGUGCCACUCAACCCGAACUGAUCAUCAAAACCUUUGAGCAGUACUGCGAGUACAAGAAAACCUUGAAUGGAAUGGUCCUCUCACCAACUCAGCUCGGCCGCUGGCUGGUCAUAUUCUGUGACGAAAUAAAUUUGCCGGCUCCUGACAAGUAUGGGACACAACGAGCAAUCAGUUUCCUGAGACAACUUGUUGAGCAAAACGGGUUCUGGUGUACUUCCGACAGAGCUUGGGUCAGUCUGGAACGCAUACAAUUUGUUGGAGCUUGUAAUCCACCUGAAGAUGUUGGUCGUCAUCCCAUGGGAGACAGAUUCUUGCGACAUGCACCAGUGGUUUUGGUUGAUUAUCCUGGCGAGCUCUCCCUCACUCAGAUCUAUGGCACAUUCAACAAUGCAGUUCUCAAAGUCAUCCCUACAUUGAGAGGGUUUGGUGAUGCACUAACUCAUGCCAUGGUCGACUUCUACCUCAAAUCUCAAGCUCGAUUUACCGCAGAGAUCCAGCCACACUACGUUUAUUCACCCAGAGAGCUGACUCGUUGGGUCAGAGGCAUCUAUGAAGCCAUUGCCCCACUUGAGCAUCUUUCCCUAGAGGGCUUGAUACGUAUCUGGGCCCACGAGGCACUCCGACUUUUCCAGGAUCGACUUGUUGACGAUGAAGAAAGAGUAUGGACGGCUGAUAUGGUCAGACAAACCGCUCUAGAACACUUCCCAACUGCAGACAUCGACUCAGCAUUACAAGGUCCGAUCCUCUUCUCAAACUGGCUGUCCAAGAACUAUGUUUCAGUGGAGCAAGAUCAACUCCGGGAAUUUGUGAAAGCUCGACUGAGGACAUUCUGCGAAGAGGAAGUCGACGUUCCACUUGUACUUUUCAAUGAUGUUUUGGAGCAUGCCCUACGCAUUGAUCGAGUCUUUAGGCAACCGCAAGGUCAUCUCAUCCUUAUCGGUACGAGUGGCAGUGGAAAGACCACCCUCUCAAGGUUCGUUGCAUGGAUGAACGGCUUGAGCAUAUUUCAAAUCAAGGUCCACGGUCGAUACUCGGCAGAAGACUUUGAUGAUGAUCUUCGUGGUGUCUUAAGGGCAUGUGGUUGCCGUGGCCAAAAAAUCUGCUUCAUCAUGGACGAAUCAAAUGUCCUAGACUCUGGGUUCCUCGAGAGAAUGAACACAUUACUUGCCAAUGGUGAAGUUCCGGGUCUUUUCGAAGGCGAUGAGUACUCUGCGUUGAUGACCGCGUGCAAGGAAGGAGCACAGCGCCAAGGGCUGUUACUAGAUUCUCAAGAGGAACUUUACAAAUGGUUCACUCAACAGAUUGUGAGAAAUCUGCAUGUUGUCUUCACGAUGAAUCCGCCACAAGAUGGUCUCUCAUCGAAAGCAGCCACUAGCCCCGCAUUGUUUAAUCGAUGCGUUCUUAAUUGGAUGGGUGACUGGUCUGAUCAAGCCCUUUUCCAAGUUGGAUACGAACUUACUCAAUCAAUUGACCUGGACAAGCCGAACUUUACAGCACCAGACAGCAUCACAAGAGCUUACCGUGAUCUUUCUCUACCUGCUUCUCAUCGCGAUACUGUCGUCAAUGCAAUGGUCUACAUUCAUUACGCCGUGCAAAAGACCAACGAACGUUUGGAGCAACACCAAGGCACCGUGACCUAUCUCACUCCUCGACACUAUCUGGACUUCGUUACUCAGUUUGGAAAACUCUUCAGUGAGAAGCGUGGAGAUCUGGAGGACCAGCAACGCCAUCUGAAUGUUGGUCUCGAGAAGCUUCGAGAUACUGUGGACAAGGUCUCAGAUUUGAGAGUCAGCCUUGCUCAGAAGAAGCAGCAACUGGAGUUGAAGGAUGCUGAGGCGAAUGAAAAACUUCAAAAGAUGGUUGCCGACCAGCGUGAAGCCGAAACUCGGAAGACUGCUUCCCUGGAAGUACAAACAGCCCUCGAGAAACAAGAAAAGGAAGUCGCAAGUCGCAAAGAGAUUGUGCUCAAUGACCUGGCUAGAGCUGAGCCCGCCGUUCUCGAAGCCCAGCAAAGUGUGAGCAAUAUCAGAAGACAGCAUCUGACUGAAGUCCGAUCAAUGGCAAAUCCUCCAGCUGGCGUCAAACUCGCUCUAGAAUCGGUCUGCACACUGCUUGGCAACAAGGUCGAUAGCUGGAGAAGCAUUCAAGCUAUUGUUCGAAAAGAAGACUUUAUUGCAAACAUUGUCAAUUAUGAUAAUGAAGCUCAAAUGACAGCAAAUCUACGACUGAAGAUGCGAAAUGAAUAUCUUUCUAACGAGGAUUUUACGUUUGAAAAAGUUCACCGUGCGAGUAAAGCCUGUGGUCCACUUGUUCAAUGGGUCCAGGCACAGGUGAACUACUCUGAGAUCCUUGACCGAGUUGGUCCUCUAAGAGAAGAAGUUGAACAACUGGAAGAACAAGCACUUCAGACAAAAGCAGAGGCCAAAGCAAUCGAAGAAACCAUCAUCAAACUCGAGUCCAGUAUUGCGACAUACAAGACAGAGUAUGCUGCACUCAUCAGUGAAACACAAGCUAUAAAGACCGAGAUGUCUCGAGUGCAAACCAAGGUCGACCGCAGCGUACGCCUACUGGAUAGUUUGUCGUCUGAACGAGUCAGAUGGGAGGCGGCUAGCAAGUCUUUCGAGACACAAAUCCAGACGCUUGUUGGUGAUGUCGUCAUUGCUUCCGCCUUCCUGGCGUAUGCAGGUCUUUAUGAUCAACAAUUCAGAAAGGCUAUGGUGGAUGAUUGGAUGCAUCAUAUGUCGCAGUCCGGCAUUCUGUGCAAGGCUGACGGUUCCGUAUUGGGCUAUCUGUCCUCUGCAGACGAGCGUCUUCAAUGGCAACGCCACUCACUUCCUGCCGAUGAUCUGUGCAUGGAGAACGCUAUCAUGCUCAAUCGUUUCAAUCGCUACCCGUUGAUCAUUGACCCUCCUGGACGAGUCACCGAAUUCUUGAAACAAGAACACCAAGGACGGAAACUGACUGUGACGAGUUUCUUGGACGAUGCGUUCACAAAGCAGCUUGAAAGUGCUCUACGUUUUGGCAAUCCAAUCCUGAUCCAAGACGCCGAAUACCUAGAUCCUAUCUUGACCCAUGUAUUGAACAAAGAGUAUCAAAAAACAGGUGGACGAGUACUCAUCCAAUUAGGGAAGCAGGAGAUCGAUUUCUCACCCAGCUUCCAACUCUACCUCUCGACCCGAGAUCCUUCAGCAGCGUUUGCACCGGAUGUGUGCAGCAGAACAACAUUCAUCAAUUUUACUGUCACUCGAAGCAGCUUGCAAACGCAAUCAUUGAACGAUGUUCUCAAGGCUGAACGACCAGACGUUGACAAGCGACGAACUAAUUUGGUCAAGAUGCAAGGAGAGUUCGACACGAACUUGAGACAAUUGGAGAAACGCCUCCUUCAAGCACUCAAUGAAUCACGAGGCAACAUUCUCGACGACGAUAACGUUAUCCAAACUCUGGAGACUCUCAAGAAAGAAGCAGCCGUCAUUACCAAGAAGGUGGCCGAAACCGAAGGAGUCAUGGCAGAAGUCGAGCGCAUCACUCAAAGCUAUAGUCAAAUCGCCAAUGCGUGCAGUGCAAUUUUUGCAUUGCUGGAACAAUUGCAUCAUCUCAACCAUGCUUAUCGAUUUUCACUGCAAUACUUCCUGGACAUCUUUAAUUUUGUCCUUCACCACAACCAUCACUUGACGAACAAAACCGACUAUCAAGAACGUGGAGAGAUUAUCCUGAAGGACAUCUUUGUUGAGACCUAUAGACGCACGUCACUAUCACUCCUACAAAAAGAUCGAAUCACCCUUGCUAUGCUUCUCGUUAGAGCCAUGCCUUACGAGCUCGAUCGAUCAGUACUCGAAUUGGUUCUUGACGACCCUCUCCAGUCUCGUGGCGGCAACCCAUCCGAUUCUACUCCAGAUGAUGUGCUAGCUUCUGUUCGAAGACAGCCUGUCUUUGAUCAAUCUUUGAUCGAUCCUUCAAGCUCAAGCUGGAAGCAGUUCAUGUCCGCUGAACGUGCCGAGCAUUGCGUCCCAAUUCUUUGGGCGGAGCAAGAUAAUGCUGUCAACGAAAACUUGUACAGAUUGCUGCUAGUCAAACUUGCACGACCUGACAGGUUUUUGCCUGCCGCUGAAACCUUGGUUGGUAGUGUGCUUGGUCCAGAAAUUUUCCAAGGAAGCGACGAUCUAGGUACCAUUGUUCAACAAGUGAGAAGUGAAACUCCCAUUGCACUAUGUUCGAAUCCUGGGUUUGAUGCGAGCUACAAAGUCGAUGGUUUGGUUGAGAAGCAAAAUGCAAGUUGUGCCAAUGUUGCCAUGGGAUCUGAAGAGAGUGUUGCAAGUGCCGACAAAGCAAUUACAAGUGCUGCGGCAAAUGGCUCGUGGGUGUUGAUCAAGAACGUUCACCUUGCGCCCCAAUGGCUACAGAGCCUUGAGAAACGAAUGUCAGCACUCAAGGCACACAGUGAUUUCCGAUUGUUCUUAUCCAUGGAAUCAAGUCCCAAAAUUCCAGUCAACCUAAUCAGAGCAUCGAGAUCUCUGGUUUAUGAACAACCAGCAGGUAUCCGUGCCAACAUGAAGGAUACCCUGACGGUACUUUCCGAUCGUGGAACACGAACGCCAGUUGAGAAGGGCAGACUGUACCUACUCUUGUGUUUCUUGCAUGCACUUCUGCAAGAACGAUUGAGAUAUGCACCGACUCUUGGAUGGAAAGGACUUUGGGAGUUCAAUGAUAGUGAUUAUGAAUGUUGUUCAUUCAUCAUCGACUCGUGGAUAGAUUCGAUUGCACAGGGAAGAUCAAACAUUGCACCUGUCAAACUACCAUGGGACCUGAUCCGUACUUUGAUCACAGAGAUGUACGGAGGCAAAAUCGAUGACGAAGGAGAUUUCUUGUUACUGAAAGGUAUUGUGGGCAGAAUCUUCGACCCGGCCGCUUACGAGAAUGACCAUGAGCUCGUGUCGAUCCCUGAUGGGGAGUCUUUGAAGGUCCCUACAGGCACAACGAUACGGGAUUUCCUGGGAUGGGUCGACAAACUUCCCGAGCGUGAGCCACCCACUUAUCUUGGGUUGCCUUCGAAUGCAGAGAAGCUUCUGUUGAUGGGCCAAGGACGUGAGACCAUCAGCAAUCUAGCGCGUAUUACAGAUAUGCUUGAGGAAGGAGAGCAAUCGGGUUCGGGAGAGAAGAGCGAAGAGUAA
This is a messenger RNA of Exophiala bonariae, 12981 nucleotides long. RefSeq lists its product as uncharacterized. Gene Ontology annotation, cellular component: cell cortex; cytoplasmic dynein complex; cytoplasmic microtubule. The record is from RefSeq and is a predicted model, not a curated record. Bases 1 to 12981 code for a protein of 4326 amino acids. Gene Ontology annotation, molecular function: ATP hydrolysis activity; dynein light intermediate chain binding; ATP binding. The transcript is spliced from 2 exons. NCBI's taxonomy places the organism in Eukaryota, Fungi, Ascomycota, Eurotiomycetes, Chaetothyriales, Herpotrichiellaceae. Gene Ontology annotation, biological process: nuclear migration; microtubule-based movement; cytoplasmic microtubule organization.